CUGCCAUUAUUUAAGCACUGAACCACUUCCACUUUCUCAAAGCUAACGAAACUGAUCAUAAGAUAGGAAAGAAUAAGAGAAGGAAGAAGGGUUCUAGGCUAAGGUGGUAGGCUCGAUAGACAGGCCAAGGAUGAUCACGAAAAGCCAGGAAGGAGCACAGAGCGAGGCUGCUACUGGGCCUGCUAAAGGCGGUUCCGAGUCCAGCCGAGCGGGGUUGAAGAAGGGGCCAUGGACAGCUGUGGAGGAUGCUAUCUUGGUAGAGUAUGUGAAGAAGUAUGGUGAAGGGAACUGGAAUGCCGUGCAGAAGAAUUGCGGGUUGAUGCGGUGUGGCAAAAGUUGUAGAUUGAGAUGGGCUAACCAUUUGAGGCCAAAUCUCAAGAAGGGCUCAUUUUCACCUGAAGAAGAGAGGAUUAUCAUAGAACUUCACGCUAGACUCGGCAACAAAUGGGCUCGCAUGGCUUCUCAGUUACCUGGUCGAACUGACAACGAAAUAAAAAACUACUGGAAUACAAGAAUGAAGAGACGCCUGAGAUCCGGGUUGCCUAUUUACCCUCAAGAAGUUCAGCAAGAAGCUGCAGCGUUUCACCUAUUGAAACAGCAGCAGCAGCAAGAUCACCUCCACCAAAAGCACCAAGAUCAUUCUUCUGCUGGUUCAUUCUCAGCGCUACUCUCCUCUUCUCAACCUCUUGAGCUCAACUACAAUCCCUCAAUUUCCCUCUUUGAGACGAUGAAUUUCUCUUCGGCUGCAAACCAUCUUCCUAACCAAGCAUCUUAUGAAUCUUACUCUAAACCUAGCAACCAAUUCAGGUUUUUCAGUGAAAACAAUAAUAUUGCAGGCUAUACUUUGCCCCUAUCCCCCAUUUCUCCUUUUGAAUCAUCACCGUCCACCGCUUUUAAUCAGAAUAUAUCAUCCAAACCCAUUUCAUCUCCAUUAAUUGAAUUCAGUUCAGACAGUCUUAGUAGGAGUUACAAUGUCGGGGGCAUGGCUGCAAGAGCUCCAUAUGAGCCAUUCGGUGUAGCUCAGGAUCUAGAAACAGAGCCCCCUUCAAACCAAACACCACCGCAGUCAACAACUCAUGCUUCAUCAACAGCCAGUGGCGAUGAGAACUUUAUGAGAGCUCCAAGCAAUGCUAAUGACUGUGAACUGGAGACGCCAUUGUUGCAAGAUGAUAGUGGAUUAUUGAAUGCUCUGUUAGUGGAAUCUCAAACUCUUUCCGAGAAGUCCAAGGGAAAAGCAUUAUCAGCAGCCUCUUCCGACAAAGGGAAAAGCGUGGUGGUGGAUGCACUCAGUAAGGAGGAAGACACAAUGCAUAUGGAAUCACCUAUGAAGAUUAGUGGUGAGACGAGCGCUGAGAAGCAGUGGGAUGAUUUGAACUCUUCUCAAUCAUCAUUUGGGAUGAAACCAACUGAUCAGGAUCAACUAGUGGAGAUGAACUCCAUGGAUGAUGAUUUGCUGAGCCUACUGGACAACUUCCCAUCAGCAAUGCCAGCACCCGAGUGGUAUCGUGGAGGUCUCAACAUAUCCAAUGGGAAAUCAUCGGGUGUGGAAAGAGACAAUAUGAGACUUGAUACUCAGCAAAAUGCUUCGCCUGCGCCGGUUACAACCAGUACUACCACACCAGAGCAUGAAUGGGGCAUCGGCCCUUAUCAAUGGAAUAACAUGCCUAGCAUAUGCUAGAGAGCUUCCUACAGAUGUCUUGUGUUUCCAUUUCUUUAGUCUAGGGUUAGUGCACUAGUGUCCAUAUGGUUUAAAGAGUAGAUAAUAGGGCUUCAUAAGAGUUAAGAAUUAGAGAGUAGUCUCCAGGUGGGUAAAAAAAAACUUAGUCUAAUUUAUUAUUAGUUCAUGUGUUGCUUGCAAGUUUAGCUUUGCUUUAGGCUUCAUGAAUUGUUACUUAUAUAUAUCAUGGUGCAAUGUUUGUUUGUUUGUGAGUGGCUUGUGCAUGUAGAGGGGGAAAAAACAGAAAAUAUGUUGUGGCCGUAUUGUAUAAUGUGUAUAUAUAUAUAUAUAUAUAUAUAUAUAUGAUCAUCAAUGCAGUAAUGCCUUUUACAUUAGCCCCAACAGUUUAAAUUUACAUAAUU
Juglans microcarpa x Juglans regia is the source of this 2079-nucleotide messenger RNA. RefSeq names its product transcription factor MYB101. Lineage: Eukaryota; Viridiplantae; Streptophyta; Magnoliopsida; Fagales; Juglandaceae. The transcript is spliced from 3 exons. The record is from RefSeq and is a predicted model, not a curated record. Bases 131 to 1678 code for a protein of 515 amino acids.